UUCAGCUUUUCGGGAAUCCUGAAGUUAGCGCCGAUCGUGCGAUGAUAAUCGUGCAGCUGCAGCAUUGCAGGGGAACCAUGCGUCUCACCGAGUGGCCGACGACGCCGAUAAACAGGUCAAGAAAAGACACUGGAUCAGGUGUGGACCAUGGAGUCGGGGCGAGGGCAUCCUGCUGGUCUGAGAUUGAUAGAAUCAGAGCAUGAUACGUUGUGUCUGGGAAAAGGACGGGGUCCAACCAUCGACAAGUCGAAUCCGAUCGACAAGUCAUUAUCUCCUUCGGGGAGAUCAUCUCCUAAGGUUCUGCAGGUCCUUCCACGAAGAGCUGAAUAUAUCGUCCUGACGCGAGGAGUCAGCCCCUUCCGUGUCUUCACCCCUCUCGAUGAAAAUACAGUUCAAGGAAGGAAGGGAAAUGCAAAAGUUGGAGCAAAAGUACAUUGCACGGACACUUCCGUGGGAAAUCAAAAGGUAUCGCGCGGCAGGCUGCAGCAUCCCUUCCGCAGUGGAGCCCGGCGGCUCUCCAUUCGCCCGGAUGCAACCCGUCGAUCGGCCAGGGCGGGUUUUUUUCCAGGUUUCUGGUUCAGACUCUGGUUCCAUCAUCCAUGUCGCGCGACUGAGACAGCCGCAAAGUAGUGGUGAUCACUUGAUCUAUCCAUCUCUUCGAUGUUGCUUGCUGGACUUUGUUCACUGUCAAUUGUUUGGUCUCGAUCUGUCUGUUCUCUAUCUAUCGGCCGACUGCCGUCGGAGGCAAAA
Aspergillus candidus is the source of this 750-nucleotide messenger RNA. RefSeq lists its product as uncharacterized. The coding region runs from base 148 to 630 and encodes 160 amino acids. The transcript is spliced from 3 exons. The record is from RefSeq and is a predicted model, not a curated record. NCBI's taxonomy places the organism in Eukaryota, Fungi, Ascomycota, Eurotiomycetes, Eurotiales, Aspergillaceae.